This is a messenger RNA of Drosophila nasuta, 2624 nucleotides long. RefSeq names its product Peroxidase (gene Pxd). NCBI's taxonomy places the organism in Eukaryota, Metazoa, Arthropoda, Insecta, Diptera, Drosophilidae. The record is from RefSeq and is a predicted model, not a curated record. Bases 381 to 2468 code for a protein of 695 amino acids. Gene Ontology annotation, molecular function: peroxidase activity; heme binding. Gene Ontology annotation, biological process: response to oxidative stress. The transcript is spliced from 9 exons.
CAGUACCUUGGGGGCCUUAGCUCAAAGAGGUUUACCAAACAAAUCCGCUACGCUUCGAUCCGAGCCGAUUCGAUCCGAUCAGAUACGAUCGGUGAUCAGCGAACCAUCAACAUUCGCAGGUGUCGAGUUGUGAAUGAGUGUGGCUCAUAAAGCGCAGCAGCAAAUUAAUAAGCCUACAAUUUAUUAAUAUAAUUUGCUCAACUUUGCAUGGAAUUCGCGAUUUCGCGAUUGGCUAAUUCUCGCAUUGUUGUUCGGAUGGGCAGUGUGCCAAUUGCCAAUUGCAAAUAAAUAAGUGAAAGAUUUACAAAUACCAAACUAUAAUAAUAAUAAAAAAGUAUUCGAAAGUGCCAGAUUCCCCAGCGAAAGGACAAUUCAACAAAAUGAUGUCAAAUCGUCGAGACAUGCUGCUCCUCAGCAUGCUGGGUCUUGUUUCGUGUGCCUUAGGGCUGAAAGUAUCGACUGGCUACCACAUUGUGCAUAAUGAGCAGCCGCAAUCCCACGCUCAACUGGGAUCAAGCUAUCAUGGCUUCAGGUAUCUGCAAGGCGCAGCAGCUCCAUAUUUAGUCGGAAACGCUUUGCCUUUGACGGUGGACACAUCGCCGGCGCCACAAAAUCCCUUCCUAUCGUCUAUAUCGAGUCCACGCGCUCCGAUGCCGGGACGAGUUCCCUGUGCAAGUCCUCCAGCUAUUUGCGAAAAGACAGCCUAUCGCAGCAUGGAUGGUUCCUGUAAUCAUCUUGAGCAACCUGGACUAGGAGUGCCCAAUACCAAAUAUGGACGUCUUUUAUCACCCAAGUAUGCUGAUGGCAUCUCAGCUCCUACUCGCUCUGUGACUGGUGAUGAGCUGCCCAGCGCUCGUCUGGUAUCCCUGGUGGUAUUCGGUGAACAGGAUGUGCCUGAUCCAGAGUAUACGCUGCACAACAUGCAGUGGGGACAGAUAAUGACGCACGAUAUGAGCAUGCAGGCGGGAGGCACUCAAUCGAAGAAACAUCCAACACGUUGUUGCACCGACGACGGACGUUUAAUUGGUUUAGAUACCGCCCAUCGAACCUGUUUCGCCAUCAUUGUGCCACCCCAUGAUCCAGCUUACUCUCAAGUCGGUACCGAGUGCCUUAACUUUGUGCGCACGCUGACGGAUCGCGACUCCAAUUGCCAGUAUACGGGUGGACCAGCAGAACAGCUGACUGUAGUCACAUCUUACUUGGAUCUUUCUCUAGUUUACGGCAACUCAAUGCAACAGAAUAGCGAAAUUCGUGAAUUCCAGGGAGGACGCAUGAUUGUUGAGGAGCGCAACGGUGCCAAGUGGUUGCCAUUGUCGCGCAACGUGACCGGCGAUUGUGAUGCUGUCGAUCCCAACGAGGUCUGCUACAGAGCCGGCGAUGUGCGUGUUAAUCAGAACCCUGGAUUGGCCAUCUUGCAGACGAUAUUGCUGCGCGAACACAAUCGCAUUGCCGAUGCUCUUUCCGCACUCAAUCCUCACUUUGAUGAUCGUACGCUCUUCCAGGAGGCACGCAAGAUUAACAUUGCACAGUAUCAGCACAUCAGCUACUACGAGUGGUUGCCAAUUUUCUUGGGUGGCGAGAAUAUGUUGAAGAAUCGUUUGAUCUACAAGACUCAUGGUGAUAGCUAUGUGAAUGAUUAUGAUCCUAAAAUCGAUCCAAGUGUACUGAACGAACACGCAACUGCUGCAUUCAGAUAUUUCCAUUCCCAAAUCGAGGGUAGACUAGAUUUGCUGUCCGAACUGCGCGCUGUGCUUGGCUCUCUGACCCUUAGCGACUGGUUCAAUCGUCCUGGCAUUAUUGAGGUCGGCGAUAACUUUGAUUCCCUUACCAGAGGUCACGCCACUCAACCGGAAGAGUUGACGGACAUUAACUUUGACAAGCAGAUCAAACAUUUCCUGUUUAGACGUAAUAUGCCAUUCGGUUCGGAUCUGCGCUCAUUGGAUAUUCAGCGUAAUCGUGAUCAUGGUCUUGCCACCUAUAAUGACAUGCGAGAAUUCUGCAGUCUCAGUCGCGCUCAUUCGUGGGAAGGCUAUGGCGAUUUAAUUAGUCCACAAACUCUUGCCAAGCUCAAGUCACUUUACGAUAGCCACGAGGAUGUGGAUCUAACUGUGGGUGCUUCAUUGGAGGAUCAUGUUGCUGGCGCCUUGGCUGGUCCCACAUUCCUGUGCAUUCUUACGGAACAGUUUUAUAGGACUCGUGUCGGUGAUCGUUUCUUCUUUGAGAAUGGCGAUAAGCUUACUGGUUUUACACCAGAUCAAUUGGCGGAGCUGCGUAAAGCAAGCAUGGCUCGUCUUCUUUGCGAUAAUGGCAACAAUAUUGCUUCCAUGCAACCUGCUGCUUUCAGAGUGGUCUCGGGAUCGAAUCCUGUUGUGCCAUGCUCCCACAUUCCGCAAGUUGACCUCACCAAGUGGAUUGAUCAAGUUCAUCAAGCUCCUGCUGAUCAUUCCAUUCUUUUUGGCAAGAAAUGAUCAAUUUUAAUAUAAGUGUACACAUGCGGAUUUGUCAUUAACUAGUUCAAAAUAUAAUAACAUUUAGUUUAAUCAGCUUAACAAAUGUCAAAUAGAAUUCCAUGUAUUAUACUGCCCAUUUUGAUGUACAUAAAAUCACAAUCAGUUUAUAAGAAA